Rhineura floridana is the source of this 2721-nucleotide messenger RNA. RefSeq names its product POU class 3 homeobox 3 (gene POU3F3). Gene Ontology annotation, cellular component: nucleus. Gene Ontology annotation, molecular function: DNA-binding transcription factor activity, RNA polymerase II-specific; RNA polymerase II cis-regulatory region sequence-specific DNA binding. Bases 1245 to 2579 code for a protein of 444 amino acids. Gene Ontology annotation, biological process: regulation of transcription by RNA polymerase II; brain development. The record is from RefSeq and is a predicted model, not a curated record. The transcript has a single exon. NCBI's taxonomy places the organism in Eukaryota, Metazoa, Chordata, Lepidosauria, Squamata, Rhineuridae.
GAGGAGGCGGCGGCGAGGGAAGAGGAGAGCAGAGCUGAGCGGCUGUACUCCAGCACCACCAGAGCACGCUUCGCAAGCCUGGCAGCCAACUUCCCCACCGGAGUUAGUGGCUAAAGGAUACCAUAUACGCGCGCGCACAAUCACACAUCGCUCCACCAAGGCAAUUCCACCUCCUCCCUGAGACAACAGCUGGAUCUUCAUCUUGCUUUCUCCCCAACCCCCACCCCUUUCUAAUUACAGAGUGAUCAGCAAUUUUAAACUUUUCGUGGAGAGGGGGGUUGAGGAAACAGACAUUUUUGAACUUAUUUGCUUUGAUCAUGUGAGAAGAAGAAUUGGGACAACCUUCCCCCCCCCAAAAAAGGAGGGAAGGCUCAAAGAGAAACCAACAUGUCUUCUCCAGACUCUCGCAAGAAGGUGGCUCAAGGACUCUUGUUUCCAAGGGACCCGGGCGCUUCGACCGGACGUCAACUUUGAGCAAUGCGUCGCCCCCAGCUUCGCCUCCGCCGCCGCCGCCUUUGCCAGCAUCGCCAGAAGUUUUCUUAGGACAUAAACAAAACUUGCGCGCGAGAGGGGGGGGAAAGGGGGGACGAAAGCGAGAUCAAGGAGCCGAGCAAAGACAGCGAGAGAGAGGGAGAGGGAGAGACAGUGUGUGCGCCUAUGCGUGUGAGGGGCGAAAGAAAGGAGCCCACACGCACUCAUUCACAACAUACAAAGCCUUACAGGAGGGGAAAAAGGGGGGAAGAGAAAGUUUCUCCGUGGGGGAAAAGAAAACAGCAGCAGCAGCAACAACAACAACAACAGCAACCCAGAAACUGUGAAGGAGAAAUAUGCUCCUGAGGGAGUGAAGGAAAGCCAAAAGGGGAGUUGUUGGUUGACCUCCCUCCCCUCGCCUGUUCCCGCUCUUUUCCCCCCCUUUCUAUAAAUAUAUAUCUAGAGAGAUAUUUGGUAAUGUAUUUCUUGCUGCUGAGGCAACCCCUAACAGGUGAAUUGCAAUAAGAGGGCGGGGGAGGGGGGGCGACGACGACGCGAAGAAGAAGAGCCAGUUUUCCCUGAGAGGAAUCGCGAGCCCAGGAGGGGGACGCGCACGGAGCACGCCUCGGUGCCGGCCGGCCGGCGGGCCGGACAGGCUGAGCUGAGCUGAGCUGAGACGGGCGAGCGAGCGAGCGAGGAUUCUCCUCACACAUUCCUGGGCUGCGGCGGCGGCUGGAGUACGAAGUGGAGGGGGGGGAAGGAAGGCAGCGGCGAUGGCUACGGCGGCGUCUAACCCUUACCUGCCAAGCAACAGCAUCCUGUCGGCGGGCUCCAUCGUCCACUCGGACGCCGGCGGGGGGAUGCAGCCGGGCAGCGUGGCCGUCACCUCGGUCUCCGGCGGCGGCUACCGGGGCGACCCUUCCUCGGUGAAGAUGGUCCAGAGUGACUUUAUGCAGGGCGCCAUGGCGGCCAGCAACGGCGGCCAUAUGCUGAGCCAUGCCCACCAGUGGGUGACAGCCCUGCCCCACGCUGCCGCCGCCGCGGCAGCUGCCGCCGCCGCCGCCGUGGAAGCCGGCUCGCCCUGGUCCAGCAGCCCGGUCGGCAUGACGGGCAGCCCCCAGCAGCAGCAGCAGCAGCAGCAGCAGCAGCAGCAGCAGCAGCAGCCCGACGUGAAGGGAGGCGGCGGGCGAGACGACCUGCACUCUGGCGCGGCGCUGCACCACAGGCCCCCGCCGCCGCACCUGGGCCCCCCGCACCAGGGCCACUGGGGGGCCACCACGGCCGCCCACCUGCCUUCCAUGGCCAGCCAGCAGCAGCAGCAGUCGCUCAUCUACUCGCAGCCCGGAGGCUUCACGGUCAACGGCAUGCUGAGUCCUCCGCCCGGCAGCCAGAGCCUGGUGCACCCGGGCUUGGUGCGGGGCGACACGCCGGAGCUGGGCGACCACCCGGGCCACCACCACCACCACCAUCACCACCCGCACCCGCACCAGCACCACGGCGGCGGCGGCGGCGGCGGCCUCAACAGCCACGACCCGCACUCGGACGAGGACACGCCGACCUCAGACGACCUGGAGCAGUUUGCCAAGCAGUUCAAGCAGCGCCGAAUCAAGCUGGGCUUCACGCAGGCCGACGUGGGCUUGGCGCUGGGCACUCUCUACGGCAACGUCUUCUCGCAGACCACCAUCUGCCGGUUCGAGGCUCUGCAGCUCAGCUUCAAGAACAUGUGCAAGCUCAAGCCUUUGUUGAACAAGUGGCUGGAGGAAGCCGACUCGUCCACGGGCAGCCCCACCAGCAUCGACAAGAUCGCCGCGCAAGGCAGGAAGAGGAAGAAGAGGACAUCCAUCGAGGUGAGUGUCAAGGGGGCCUUGGAGAGCCACUUUCUGAAAUGCCCCAAGCCCUCAGCCCAGGAGAUUACGAACCUAGCGGACAGCCUGCAGCUGGAAAAGGAGGUGGUCAGGGUUUGGUUUUGCAAUCGGAGGCAGAAAGAGAAACGGAUGACCCCCCCGGGGAUCCAGCAGCAGACGCCAGAAGAUGUCUACUCCCAGGUCGGCAACGUGAACUCCGACACGCCGCCCCCACACCACGGACUCCAGACGAGCGUGCAAUGAAAAAGACAGUCGCCAUCGUCGUCGUCAUCAUCACCACAAAAGUGAGAGGGAUUAUUAGGGAGAAGGGAGAGAACAGCGGGCGAGACAGGCAAGCAAAGCGGUGGUGGGAGUCGGGGUGGGGGAGGGGAGGGAGAAGAAGGGA